AUGUUCACGGGCAAUACUGAUUUAGCGAUAGAACAGCACGCGUUCGCCUUUUACACAAACGCUGUUUUCGCGCAAGUUCAAAAGGAGAUAAUUAAAGGGAAGUUUUUAUGCUACAUCACAAACCAAACCGAGUUUAGCAAUUCCAGUCUUUUGAUAGACGUCACUCAUUUGGAUAAAAGGAACAACAUCACAAACGUCUAUCAGGUUACGUAUAACGUUGUAGACCAAUCCGCCAGUUGCUCAUGCAGGAAUUUCACACGUAUCGGAUAUCUGUGUCGCCAUGUCUUUUGCGUCUAUCGAUUGAAAAAUGUUGAAAGGAUUCCACCCCAAUACAUAAACGAUAGGUGGCGCCGAGAUGCCCUCCCCAAACAGGUUUUUUCAAUUUCCAGCCGAUACGGAGUCAACCCACACGCACCGUCCGUUAUACGGAAUGAAAUCCUCGACCUCGUUACUGAAUGCGUUGAUGUGGCCAGAACCGAUGAGGAUUCGUUGGCAAAAUUGGUUGACCAACUCAGGGAUUUCAAGAUCAAUGUGCUUUCCAAGCAACCAUUGUGUACAAUUCAAAAUGAAUCAAACGAGUGUGAAAUGGAAGAAAUAGUUGGGCAACCAAUCAACAUUCCAGUCGAAGUUGCUAAUCCAGAAGUUGCACGCAAUAAAGGAUGUGGUACUCAUACUCGCAUUUCCGGGCCCGGUGAGAAGGCAAAGGCAAAACCACCAAAACGUCCAAAGCAGCUUUGUUUAUGCAAGCGUUGUGGUCUGUAUGUCGACGACCACGACUCACGCAACUGCGUUAAGGUGGCUGCAAUGAAAGCAGCAAAGGCAGCUGCUGAACAACAAAGGCAGACCGCCCCUGGUGCCUCACCCUCUGAUUAA
Messenger RNA from Helianthus annuus (common sunflower), 873 nucleotides. Its product is annotated as protein FAR1-RELATED SEQUENCE 4-like. The coding region runs from base 1 to 873 and encodes 290 amino acids. The transcript is spliced from 2 exons. The record is from RefSeq and is a predicted model, not a curated record. Lineage: Eukaryota; Viridiplantae; Streptophyta; Magnoliopsida; Asterales; Asteraceae. Gene Ontology annotation, molecular function: zinc ion binding. Gene Ontology annotation, biological process: regulation of DNA-templated transcription.